This is a messenger RNA of Acanthocheilonema viteae, 1770 nucleotides long. The record is from the annotation of a GenBank genome assembly. Lineage: Eukaryota; Metazoa; Nematoda; Chromadorea; Rhabditida; Onchocercidae.
AUGACUGAAAAUGCUAUAACCAAACAAUUGCUCAAUGAGGUGAUUCGACCAUUACGACGAAGUGAUAAAGGUGGUGGUUGGAAUGUAUUGGUGGUGGAUCGUUUAGCAAUGCGCAUGCUUAGUGCAUGUUGCAAGAUGCACAAUAUCAUGGACGAAGGUAUUACAAUUGUUGAGGAUAUCAACAAACGUCGAGAACCAUUGGCUAGUCUUGAUGCCAUUUAUUUGAUUGCUCCAACGAAGGAUUCUGUUGACAAAUUGAUCGCAGAUUUUACCUACAGUCGAAAUCAAUAUCGAUGUGCUCAUGUAUUCUUUACUGAAGCAUGUCCUGACCAGCUCUUUUCAACAUUAUCAAAAAGCCGUGCGGCGAAAUACAUUAAAACUCUGAAGGAAGUAAAUAUCGCUUUCACUCCAUAUGAAUCACAGGUGUAUUCGCUGGAUUCACCGGAUACAUUCUUUUUGUAUUACAACGCACAAAAACAGGGUGGUUUAACGACCAAUUUAGAACGCAUUGCAGAACAGAUUGCUACUGUUUGCGCAACACUUGGAGAAUAUCCACUUUUAAGGUACCGAGCAGAUUUUGAACGAAACGUUGAGUUGUCACAUUUAGUGCAACAGAAACUUGAUGCUUAUAAAGCGGAUGAUCCCUCCAUGGGAGAAGGUGCAGAUAGGGCUCGUAGCCAACUCUUGAUUCUCGAUCGAGGCUUUGACGCUAUCAGUCCGUUGCUUCAUGAAUUAACCUUGCAGGCAAUGACAUACGAUCUUUUGGAUAUAGACAACGACGUUUAUCGUUACGAAACAGGUGGCAAUGAUAGCAUUGAUAAAGAGGUACUACUUGAUGAAAACGAUGAUCUCUGGGUUGAAAAUCGCCACAAACACAUUGCUGUUGUUUCGCAAGAAGUUACAAAAGGGUUGAAAAAAUUUUCCGAGAGUAAUGCUGGCAUGAAAGCUGAUGCAAAAAGCAUCAAAGAUCUGUCAAUGAUGAUCAAGAAAAUGCCGCAAUACCAGAAAGAGUUGAAUAAAUUUAACACCCAUUUUCACUUAGCAGAAGAAUGUAUGCGUAAGUAUCAACAAGGAAUCGAUAAACUUUGUAAAGUCGAACAGGACCUGGCAAUGCAGGUUGAUGCAGAAGGUGAGCGAGUAAAAGAUCCUAUGAAGUUAAUGGUACCGUUACUAAUUGACCCAGCAGUUGAACCACCCGACCGUCUUCGGCUUAUUUUACUUUAUAUUUUGUCGAAAAACGGUAUUACGGAGGAAAAUUUGGAUAAACUUCUUCAACAUGCGAAUAUUGACGCGAUGGAGAAAGAUACACUGGUGAAUGCAAUGUUUUUGGGUUUGAAUAUAAUUACAGAUCAAGGACGCAAGAGAUUUUGGACACCGAGUCGUAAAGAACGUGCCAAUGAACAGUUUUACCAAUCUUCUCGAUGGGUUCCGGUUUUGAAAGACAUUUUGGAGGAUGCGAUAGACGAUAGACUUGAUAUGAAGCAUUUUCCAUUUCUAGCUGGACGACAAGCCACUCCAACAUAUCGCCCACCAACCAGUGCUCGAUAUGGUCAGUGGCAUAAAGAACGUGGACAUCAGACAUCGUACCGCUCGGGACCUCGCUUAAUUGUUUUUGUAGUGGGUGGAGUAACAUAUUCAGAAAUGAGAGUUGCUUACGAAGUCACGAAAGAUAAGAAACCGUGGGAAAUUAUCAUUGGAUCAGACCAGUUGAUAAAUCCGGCAGCUUUCCUGGAAAACCUUCGGGGGCUCAAUAAACCUCGCAAUAACUGA